AUGGGAGUGGUGAAGGCUUUCCAAAGUCUGGUGGGUCUGGUGCUGGAGGGCGAAGCCGCCCGGCGUGCGGAGGCGGAGUCCUUUGGGGAGAGCUGGACGCAGCGCUGCUUCGCGCUGCCUUGCGGGCUCACGGACUGCCCGCAGCUCACCGGCAUGACCUCGCCCCCGGGGCUGCGGCCGCGGGAGCCCCGCCGCGGAAUUCCCUGCAACGAGCAGCUGGUGGAGGUCUUGGAUCCGGACGGUCACGUUUUGUGUGAGCCCCGGACGCUGGCAGAGUGCCUGGACUCGCGGCUGUUGCACCGCGCAGUGCACGUGUGGCUCUGCGUGCCCCGCACCGGGGCAUUGCUGUUGCGGAAGUGGCACGCCAAGUCCAAGCACCCAGGCCUUUGGGGCCCCAGCUGCCACACGGAGAUCCGGUGCUACGGCCAGGGCGAUGGGCACGCGUCCGAGGUGUCCACACAGAGCGCGGAGCGGGGCAUCAAGGAGCAGCUGGGCCUUGAUCCCUCAGAGCUGGGUACGCUACUGCACUGCUUCUCCUGCGAAGUCACCGAUGGCAACUGCCAGGAGCUGCUGGACGUGUACCUGGCGCCGCUCAGCAAGCACGGGCUGCCGGCCUUGGCGCUGGAGCCAACAGAGGAGGUGGACUGGGCCUUUUUUGCCCAUGUGCUGUCUCCGGACUUCGCGGCGACAGGGCGGCUGUUCCACUACAACAACACCUACCGCCGGGCCCUUGCCCGGCGUUUGCGCGACUACGCGGUGCCAGAAGAUGUGCGGAACGCCUUCGCGGUAGACCUGGACGCGGAGUUGGGGAAGGCGCCGAUGUCGGCGGCCAUGAAGGUCCAGGCCCAGGCAAUGGCGGUUUCGUGUCGCUUUCGUGUCGCUCGCGGUUUUUGCAAAUGA
This is a messenger RNA of Effrenium voratum, 900 nucleotides long. The record is from the annotation of a GenBank genome assembly. Lineage: Eukaryota; Dinophyceae; Suessiales; Symbiodiniaceae.